This is a messenger RNA of Arachis duranensis, 2394 nucleotides long. RefSeq names its product ATP synthase protein MI25. NCBI's taxonomy places the organism in Eukaryota, Viridiplantae, Streptophyta, Magnoliopsida, Fabales, Fabaceae. Gene Ontology annotation, molecular function: proton transmembrane transporter activity. The transcript has a single exon. Bases 238 to 813 code for a protein of 191 amino acids. Gene Ontology annotation, biological process: proton motive force-driven ATP synthesis. The record is from RefSeq and is a predicted model, not a curated record.
GAGUCCGAGGGACUAUUGCUGUAGAAUUUAUUAAUAGCAUUCAAGGUUAAACAUGACUCCUAGAGAAUUACAAAAAUACGAAGUUCUCUUUUCUCCUUUCGUUCUCUUCUUUUUGAUUUUGACUUGGUUGGCAGGGUCAGGGCCUUUCUCGCUGGGCGAGCGCAUCCGAUUGAUUCUAAAGUCCUUUCCUAAACCACUUCCCGUUCAGUUGCUGAAAGAUAGAGAGAACCUUUCUAAAUGAGAUUGAGUUCCACGAAUAUGCAAGCUAGAAAGAUGCUAUUUGCUGCUAUUCCAUCUAUUUGUGCAUUUAGUUCAAAGAAGAUCUCAAUCUAUAAUGAAGAAAUGAUAGUAGCUCGUUGUUUUAUAGGCUUCAUCAUAUUCAGUCGGAAGAGUUUAGGUAAGACUUUCAAAGUGACUCUCGACGGGAGAAUCCAGGCUAUUCAGGAAGAAUCGCAGCAAUUCCCCCAUCCUAACGAAGUAGUUCCUCCGGAAUCUAAUGAACAACAACGAUUACUUAGGAUCAGUUUGCGAAUUUGUGGGACCGUAGUAGAAUCAUUACCAAUGGCACGCUGUGCGCCUAAGUGCGAAAAGACAGUGCAAGCUUUGUUAUGCCGAAACCUAAAUGUUAAGUCAGCAACACUUCCAAAUGCCACUUCCUCCCGUCGCAUCCGUCUUCAGGACGAUCUAGGCACAAAGUUUAACUUAUUAGUUAGGAGGAAAUUUUGCCCCCAGUGUAUCUCGAAAGCAGAAAAAAUAGAACUCAUUCGAGAGAGCUUGGUGGUCUUAAGAAUAAAUAAGACGAAUAGAAUCUAAUUCAUGUUCAUGCUAACAGAAGAGCGGAUCCAAUACAAUGUAAAUAAUAUAUGCAACUUCUUUCUCAAAAAGUGCUUGCUGCACUUCUUUCUCAUGAAGCUGCUUUGCAAGAAAGGUUUGAGUUCCCUCCGGGGGUUCUGAUAGCCAAUGCUUCCUACGCUCCAGCCCUUAGCCCUUAACUCCUUAGCACAAGCACUAAGUAAGCCCUCCAAGGCCUUCAAUAUCGCACCUACUAGGACUUCAUUUUCGUUUUCGAAUAGGACUACUUCUUUCUUUUCUGUAUGCUAGGGCCGCCCGCACGCUUUAAGGGUUGUUGAAGGUAUUGCACUAAGAAAGACUCCUGCCGUUGCUAUGCUAAAGGUAAGAUUUUCUUUGAAAGCCGCUCAAGCAAUUUCUUUAAGAAGAGCAAGCAAGACAAGAUAAGGCUCGAAAGCUGCGAAGAAAGUAGAGCAGCUCUAAUCGAGCUGUGAAAUCGGUGUGGUGAGGUAUUGGAAGUGUUCAGCGAAUAUAGAUAAAGACACUAAAAAAGAGCACCGUGCUAUACUGCUCCAUAAGGUAAGGAGGGCUUCCGCAAAACUAGGUAGCUUUCGCUAAUGAGAGAUGGAUUGGGGGAUUAGGUCUCCUAAUUCAUGGAAUUUUUUUUCUCUGGAUAAGUUUCUUUUUAAAGCAGCAUUCUCCCUCGACUCGAUCUUGAAUUGAAUUAUCGAUCGAUAGAACGUUGAUCAAUAUUCAGGAAGAGAUCGAGGAUCACAGCAGGAUCCUAUCUGAUCUUUGUCAACACAGGACUCGAAGCCCCCUGCUCAAACAAAAGGCUAAUCCUUCGGAAUUGAAAAUGCCUUUCGUAUUAUAUUAAUUAUAGUGGAGGGGAGAAGACUCAUUUUGAAUUCUAUCUAUAUAGGGGGGAGCCAUUGUGAAGCCUAGAGAGGGGUGUCCAGAUUGAGUAGACACCCGCAUCAGGUUCCGACCCUUCUCUCGAACCAGCCAAGCAGAUAGUCAAGGAAGCUCCUCAGGGCAGUUUGGGGAAUUUCUUUCAGUCUGGUCGUCAGGCAGACCUUUUUCGUACCCAUCUUUUCACUGCAACAUUCUUUUUCUUUCUGUGUCCCAGCCAUCCUUUCGGCUUGUCGUAUUCGAUGCCACCCCCCUUUUGGUGGUAUCGUAUAUAAGAGAGAGCUUUCUUUUAGGUAUGAAUGAUGAUCUUAACUAGAAAUCUCAUAAGAGAAGAAAGAGAGGUAUGUAUUAUUUUCAAAUCACUUUUUUCCCAAACGGUUUAUGCCGCUAAACAGCUCUUAGUCCGCACUUCUCUCGUACAUUCUAAGACCAUGCCAGCCUAAAGAGUCACUCACUCUUCCGCGGUAAAGCAACUCCUGCUGCCCUCAUUGCUGCGUCGAAAGGACUAGGGAGGGGUAUAUAGGGCUAAGCCCAGCAAAAUGCACAUAAUAGGAUAGGAUUCUUUUUCUGUAUAGUAGGAAAGGCCUAUCAAUGACUUAAAAACGACGCCCUUCGUCGAACAAGCGAUUCUUGAACAAUUUAUUCUGUCUAUCAAUUCUCCUCGUCCAGUCACUAUGCCAGUGCCUUUACUAG